Mesorhabditis belari is the source of this 456-nucleotide messenger RNA. The record is from the annotation of a GenBank genome assembly. NCBI's taxonomy places the organism in Eukaryota, Metazoa, Nematoda, Chromadorea, Rhabditida, Rhabditidae.
AUGCGAGCAGUGAUUCAACGAGUGACGAAGGCAAGUGUGACGGUUGGAGAGGAAAUUGUGGGGUCGAUCGGUCGAGGGCUUUGUGUGCUAGUGGGAAUUCAUCGAGACGACAAAGAUGACGACAUGGAAUACAUCGUGAGAAAGAUCCUCAACUUGCGGCUCUUCGAUUGCGAGGGAAACGGCAAGAAAUGGGACAAGUCGGUCAAGGAUCUCGAUUUGGAGGUGAUCUCGAUCUCGCAAUUCACCCUAUUCGGCCAAUUGAAGGGAAACAAAGUCGACUUUCACAACUCGAUGGGACCAAAUGAAGCUGGAGCCUUUUACGCUCGAUUUCUCGAAGCCUUGAAGAAAGCGCACAAACUCGAGAGAAUACAGGACGGAAAAUUUGCCGCCUACAUGUCAGUGAACAUUGAGAAUGACGGUCCGGUAACGAUCAAUUUGGAUAGCAAAAAUCGGGAA